AUGGGCUUUACCGCCAUCUGGAUCACGCCAAUUGUCGAGCAGAUCCCGCAGACAACAACUGAGGGAACAGGGUUCCACGGGUACUGGCCUCAGAAUAUAUAUAGUGUCAACUCUCAUUUCGGAACCGCCGAUGAUAUUCGGGCAUUGUCCAAGGCUCUUCAUGACCGGGGAAUGUACUUGAUGCUGGACGUUGUGGCCAACCACAUGGGGUUCAAUGGCCCUGGUGCCUCCACCGACUUUAUCGACGGACUUCGCAUCGACACCGCCAAGCAUGUUGAGAAGGACUUUUGGAGUGGCUACACGCAGGCUGCUGGAGUCUAUUCUGUUGGUGAAAUUCUCCAUGGAGACCCUGCAUAUACCUGUGGUUACCAGGUUUACAUGGACGGUGUCAUGAACUAUCCCAUAUACUACCAACUCGUUAACGCUUUCAAGUCCUCGAGUGGUAGCAUCAGCAGCCUUUCAAAUAUGAUCAGCUCUGUUGCUUCUAACUGCAAGGAUCCAACUCUCCUUGGGAAUUUCAUAGAGAACCACGACAAUCCCCGAUUUCCGAGUUAUACCAGCGAUAUAUCGCAAGCCAAGAGCGUGAUUGCCUAUAUAUUCCUCACUGACGGUAUUCCUAUCAUCUACUCCGGCCAAGAGCAACAUCUUUCCGGCGGCGCUGAUCCAUACAACCUCAUCGCUACGACAAACAAGAUCCGCAGACUUGCCAUCUCCAAGGAUUUGAACUAUCUCCCAGCGAGGAACAAUCCCUUCUACACAGAUAGCAACACUAUCGCGAUGAAAAAGGGCUCCAGAGGCUCCAACGUCAUCACAGUCCUGACCAACUCCGGCUCCAACGCCGGCUCGUACACUCUCAACUUGAACAGUCAUGGGUAUUCGUCCGGCUCGAGAUUGAUUGAAUUGUACACAUGCUCUUCCGUUCAAGUCGACUCAAACGGCAACCUACCUGUACCAAUGUCAUCUGGCCUCCCUCGUGUGCUCGUUCCAUCCGCUUGGGUAUUAGGAAGGGGACUAUGCGGCGCUUCAUCCACCACUAGCCUGGCCACCCCAACAGUAACUUCUACCUCUGCUGGCACCUGCGCUCCUUCCACGGCGAUUCCAAUUAUUUUUAAAGAACGGGUGGCCACCUCGUAUGGGGAGAACAUCUUCCUUUCCGGUCCAAUCGACCAGCUUGGGAACUGGGACACUUCUAAAGCAGUUGCACUGUCUGCUAGCGGAUACACAUCUUCGAACCCGGUGUGGAGUGUGAAGCUGGGUUUGCGUACCGGUACCUAUUUCCAGUACAAAUUCAUCAAGAAGGGGCAGGAUGGAAGUGUUACGUGGGAAAGUGACCCUAAUCGAUCGUAUACUUUGCCCAGCGGGUGUGUUGAGACCGCAAUAAGCAUCGCUGAUUCGUGGAGAUAA
Molecule: messenger RNA, 1404 nt
Organism: Aspergillus udagawae
Lineage: Eukaryota; Fungi; Ascomycota; Eurotiomycetes; Eurotiales; Aspergillaceae
Product: alpha-amylase A type-1/2
Exons: 8
Coding region: 1-1404 (467 amino acids)
Biological process (GO): carbohydrate catabolic process
Molecular function (GO): starch binding; calcium ion binding; alpha-amylase activity
Source: RefSeq, a predicted model, not a curated record